Anoplopoma fimbria (sablefish) is the source of this 800-nucleotide messenger RNA. RefSeq names its product proteasome 20S subunit beta 6 (gene psmb6). The record is from RefSeq and is a predicted model, not a curated record. Lineage: Eukaryota; Metazoa; Chordata; Actinopteri; Perciformes; Anoplopomatidae. Gene Ontology annotation, cellular component: proteasome core complex. Gene Ontology annotation, molecular function: threonine-type endopeptidase activity. Bases 35 to 733 code for a protein of 232 amino acids. The transcript is spliced from 7 exons.
UAGGACCCGCCUCCUCCUCAGUCCUCAGAACAAGAUGGCGGCAGCGACGGUGACGCGGCUCCUCGGACAGCAGAUGUGUUCUACGAACCACCUGGUCCCGGACUGGAUCAGCCAGGAAGUCAGCACCGGGACCACCAUCAUGGCGGUGGAGUAUAGUGGAGGAGUGGUGAUCGGAGCCGACUCUCGGACCACAACCGGGGCUUACAUCGCCAACAGAGUAACGGACAAACUGACUCCGAUCCACGACCGGAUCUUCUGCUGCAGGUCCGGAUCAGCUGCUGACACUCAGGCCAUCGCUGAUGUGGUCACCUACCAGCUGGGCUUCCACAGCAUCGAGCUGGACGAGCCCCCAUUGGUGGAGACGGCUGCCAAUCUGUUCAGAGCGAGCUGCUACAGAUACAGAGAGGAGCUGACGGCCGGGAUCCUGGUGGCAGGCUGGGACCGCAGGAAGGGGGGGCAGGUGUACUGCGUUCCCAUUGGUGGGAUGCUGGUGAGGCAGCCGGUGUCGGUGGGCGGCAGCGGCAGCUCCUACAUCUACGGCUUCAUGGACUCCAACUACAAACCCGACAUGACCAAGGACCAGUGUCUGGAGCUCACCGCCGCAGCUCUGUCUCUGGCGAUGGAGAGAGACGGGUCCAGCGGCGGCGUGGUGAGACUGGCGAGCAUCUCAGAGGACGGAGUGGAGAGACGGGUGAUCCUGGGGAACCAGCUGCCCAAGUUCUCCACACACUGAACACACACACACACACACACACACACACACUGAACACACACACACACACACACACACAACACACACA